Molecule: messenger RNA, 811 nt
Organism: Rubroshorea leprosula
Lineage: Eukaryota; Viridiplantae; Streptophyta; Magnoliopsida; Malvales; Dipterocarpaceae
Source: the annotation of a GenBank genome assembly
AGGCAUACAUUCUUCACAAGCACUCCUUUUCAUCAUAUUUUGCCUAGAGCCUAAGCCUAAUUAUAGGGUUUUUCUUUGAAAGAUCAAAGAUUGUUGGAGGCUGCAAUGAUGGGAGAUGCUGUAGCAUUAGAUGAUUUGUUAAAAGAGGAUCCACUUGUUCUCUGGAGAGUGUCUUUGUCAUCUAGAGCAGAAACAUCACUUCAUGUUGCUUCACUUGCCGGGCAUGUUGAUUUUGUGAGAAAGAUCGUAGAGCUGGUGCCUUCAUUUGCGCAAGAGCCUAACAAAGAUGGUUUUGCCCCAAUUCACCUGGCGACAGGUGCAGGGCACUUAGAAGUGGUGAGGGAGCUUUUGAACAAGGGGGAUUCCGACCUGUGUUUGUUGAAGGACAAAGCAGGGAGAACGCCACUCCACCAUGCAGCCAUGAAAGGGAGGAUCCAUAUUAUAGAUGAGUUGCUAUCAAAGUGUCCUCAUCAAAAAGCCAUGGAGCAAGUGACUUCCAACGGUGAAACUGUUUUACACUUGGCAGUAAAGAACAGUCAAUUUGGAACAUUCAAAGUCCUGUUUGAAAUAUCAAAAAAGCUAGAGGAUCAUGAGGGGCGAGUAAAUGCAAAAGAUAAGGAAGGUAAAACAGUCUUUGAGAUUGCAAAUACAAAUGCAACAAAUCAUGUUCAGGUAUCAAUAUCAUUAAUUUACCGCAGUUCUCUUUGUUAAUUCAGUUAUUAAUUUCUUCAGUGCAAUUAAUUUCCAUUUUUUGGAUAUUGCCAUGCAUAUUGAAUUCAAAGAAUGAUCGGAGUAAAUUAAUGAAUUGUGG